Messenger RNA from Fusarium pseudograminearum CS3096, 2427 nucleotides. RefSeq lists its product as uncharacterized. The record is from RefSeq and is a predicted model, not a curated record. Gene Ontology annotation, molecular function: protein binding. The transcript is spliced from 2 exons. Lineage: Eukaryota; Fungi; Ascomycota; Sordariomycetes; Hypocreales; Nectriaceae. The coding region runs from base 1 to 2427 and encodes 808 amino acids.
AUGCCAAUGGUCAAAUCCUCUCCCCCGUCUAAUUCGGGUUUCCUAGCUCCAGCACGGCCUCGUUUUAACUCGCAACGCACCUCGGAUCGCCUGCGUGAGGCUCAGACUUUUGUAACACCACCUUUUAAAAUGGGAGGCGCUAUUAGAAAGGGUAGAAGAUCCAUUUUUAAAGAAGUCGGCCUGGAACACGAUUUGGAUUAUCCCACUUCUGCAUCAGCACCUUCACUGUUGGCGAGCGAGCAACCUGACACCCAGGAUAGCGGCCAGCACUCGACCAAUACGCCAACUUUUGAACAAGACAACAACAGUAGCCAGCAACGCCCGCGGCAAUCGUCUUUACCAUCACCUUGGACUUGGUACUCCAAGCUAUUAAAUCCUAAAGGCCGACCAAGAAUCAAGAGCACUUCGGGUACGGCCUCAAGUGUCUCAGGUCUACAGCGUUACACCAUGCUAGCAGUCCUCAUCGCCGUUAUUCUUCCAGCUUUCAGUUGGAGGAAUGGACAAUCAUUUUCCGACGUAAAUGGCGCCAGUGCAGGUGUCAUCAAGAAACGCGAGACCAGCCCUACCGAAGUUUGCGCUCGAUGGGGUCUUCAAGCUGCUCAGCUAAACGGGACACUCUACAUGUAUGGCGGUCGCUCUAGAUCAAAAGCCGACCAAACCGAAGACACAUGGAAUAACAAUUUUCUAACACUGGAUCUCACUAAAGAUUGGGGCAUUGAUUCACCUUCUCUCAAGGGCCUUGAUAAACCCAAUGGCCCCCCAGAGGUGUCUAUGGGUUAUCUCUGGCACGACUACAACAACCUCUAUCUUUACGGAGGCCAGUUCUCCGAUGCACCUUAUGUCGACCCCGAACCCGAGUCUGUUUGGCGAUAUUCCAUAAAGGAAGAAGAGUGGACUGAGUUCAAAAACCCCAAGACUUCUGCCGGUAAUGAGUCUGACCCCGGAGAUCGACCAGUCCAUCGUGCUGCUGAAGGAGCUGGCAUCUCUGUGCCAGAGCUCGGUUUGAGUUGGUACUUUGGCGGGCACCUCGAUUGGGCUACUACCCCAAACUGGUCUCGCGAUGUUGAGCGUGUGUAUCUCAAGAGCCUCCUUGAGUUCACCCAUCCUGGCUACGUAAACACCGGUGUCGACAGUCUCUCCAAAGGCACAGGUGCGGGUGACAGUGGAGCUUAUCGCAACAUCACCGAGGCAGGUAUCCAGAGCGGUAAUUUUACCGAAAGAGCGGAUGGUGUUCUUGUCUUUGUGCCUGGGUGGGGAGAGCAAGGCGUAUUGAUUGGUCUUGCUGGAGGUACUAACAUUACUUUCACCGAGGAUCUCAGCGUCUUGAACGUCUACGACAUUGCAAACUCAGAAUGGUUCCAUCAGAAGACAUCGGGAGAUACGCCAGGUGUUCGCGUCAAUCCCUGUGCCGUCAUCGCCAGUGCGCCUGAUGCAUCGAGUUUCCAAAUCUACAUGUUUGGUGGACAGGAUCUACCUUUUGGAAACCAAACUCAGUACAACGAUAUGUACAUCCUUACUAUUCCCUCCUUCACAUGGAUCAAAGUCGACCAGAACGACAAGAAUAGACCAGCCCCACGUGCUGGUCACUCUUGCGCCAUGUACGACGGUCAGAUUGUCGUCGUUGGUGGAGUAGGCGAGGAUAUCAAAUGUGAUCCAGGCAUGUACGUAUUUGACGCCACUUCACUCGAGUGGAAGGAUAAAUUCACGGCCGGUGAUCACAAUCCUGACCACUAUCCUGACAACUUUGUUCUCGCUGGAUCUCAUGGAUACGAGGUCCCUGACGCCGUACGCGAGGUUAUCGGUGGAGACAAGUACGGUAGCGCUACGGUGACUACCCCCGCUGCGGGGCCGGCCACCGGAGGUCCGUUCUUGACGGGUAAACCUCCGGUUUUCACAGUCACUUCCGUACCCACAGCGACGGCCAGCUCGUCUUCUGAUGACGACGACGAAGAGAGAGGGACUGUCAAUGGAGGGCUGGUAGCUGCAGGUGUCAUCGCGGGCAUAUUUGGCGCCCUGGCUUGCUACCUCGGCUUCUGUGCCUGGCUCUACCGCCGUCAAGUCAACGCCUACAAAACGCAUUUGGCGGUGCAAAACCGAUACUCGGUUGCCUCACAGUCGAUGCUCAACCCCUCGGGUCCCAAUCGUGGCUAUUCUCAGCGCAGCCUCUUCGGUUGGGUCGGAUCCAACCGCAAUCAACAAUACACCUCGGAACCCAAGUGGCGUCCUGAAGACGAAGACGAUACCACACCUGGAGAACCGGGCUCCAGCAGCGGGUCCGGAGGUCCAAAGCACAGCGAAGACACUCGGCCCGGGACAAGCAACAGCAGAGGUUCAACUGAAGGACUGCUUGAGGGCGAAGAACCGAGUUUCUUCAGUGUUGUCAUGGGUCCGCGCCGGGCGUUGCGGGUUGUCAAUAACGCAGAAUAG